Adineta steineri is the source of this 396-nucleotide messenger RNA. The record is from the annotation of a GenBank genome assembly. Lineage: Eukaryota; Metazoa; Rotifera; Eurotatoria; Adinetida; Adinetidae.
AUGCAAGGUCGUAUCCUUCUCGUUUUUUUAUUGUCUACAACUUUUACGGAAGGCUUCUUGUUUAGUUCAUCACCAAAAUGCCAAAUAAAAAAAUAUAAAUCGAAUACGUACAUAACAGGCGAUCCUUUAUUAAUUCAUGAAGAUUUUCAUGAACGUGUUAAACCUUUAGAAAAUCUUGCAAAAACUUGUCAAGUACGUUUAUAUAUUAGAGGAUCUUAUUAUCAAUUACCAAAUCCAGCCGAUCAAGUUUUAGUUUCGGAUGCUGAUAUAGUCAUUGGUCAUGGUUUUCAAUUUGAAAUUCGAGAUGAAAAUAAUGCAAUUUUAUGUAAUAAAAUGUGUCUUUCGAAAAAUCCAACUGUAUUUGCUGCAUAUGUUCCAUCACUAAUAGUAUCUGUA